GGCGCUAAGCCAGAGUCAAUGCAGUUUCCCAUCUGACUUCAGGGUGAAAGGGCAAGCUAAUCCACAUCAUACAGCUAGAAGGCAGUUAUGCUGCCAGCUGGAGAUACUUAGUGAAUUCCUAGUGUUUGACUCUAUUAACUUUUAACUAAACCGUGAACCAAGCUGACGGCACGACAAAGCUGGUUUUCUAUUUUAUUUUUCGUCCAUUCGCCGACACAGUUUCCUGAGAGUCACUUGUGUUUUUCCUGCUAAGCGAAGCUAACGUUAGCCUGUGUGCUCAGGUGGCCAACGUCAGCACAGAGCAGCGCUGAGCUAUUGGCAGGUAAACAAAAACAUGCGUGUGUGUUUUGUCGCACACAAUGAGGCGCUAAUUUGCACUUUAUGAGGGGCUCGUCCGAAGCCAAAACCUGCUCCGAAACAUGAGGAGACUGACCAAGAAAAAGGCUCUUACUUUGGUGAAGGAGCUGGAUGCUUUCCCCAAAGUCCCUGAGAGCUAUGUGGAGACCACGGCGAGCGGCGGGACAGUGUCUUUGAUAGCGUUCAUCUUCAUGGCUGUCCUUGCCUUCCUGGAGUUCUUUGUGUAUAGAGACACGUGGAUAAAGUACGACUACGAGGUUGACACAGACUUCAGCAGCAAACUGAGGAUAAAUGUUGACAUCACGGUGGCCAUGAGAUGCCAAUAUAUAGGUGCAGAUGUCCUAGAUCUGGCAGAGACCAUGGUUUCAUCGGAUGGCUUAAAAUAUGAACCAGUACAUUUUGAGCUUUCUCCACAACAAAGACUAUGGCACAUGACUCUGUUGCAUAUCCAGGAGCGUCUAAGAGAGGAGCACUCCCUCCAGGAUGUUCUCUUCAAGACAGUUACACAGGGAGGGCCAACCGCCGCGCCCCUCAGUGAGGACAGUCCGUCUCCCCCGGGUGCCUGCAGGAUACACGGACACCUGUACGUCAACAAGGUGGCAGGAAACUUCCACAUCACAGUGGGCAAGGCCAUCCCACAUCCCAGAGGCCACGCGCAUCUUGCUGCCCUUGUUAGUCAUGAUUCCUUUAACUUCUCUCAUCGAAUCGACCACCUGUCUUUUGGAGAGGAGAUAGCUGGGAUUAUCAAUCCGCUGGACGGGACAGAGAAAGUCACUGAUGACUAUAACCACAUGUUUCAGUACUUCAUUACCAUAGUACCCACCAAGCUGCACACCUACCAGAUCUCUGCGGACACACACCAGUACUCUGUCACUGAGCGGGAGCGGGUAAUAAACCACGCUGGAGGCAGCCAUGGCGUCUCAGGGAUCUUUAUGAAGUAUGACAUCAGCUCCCUAAUGGUUAAAGUCACCGAGCAGCACAUGCCUCUCUGGCAAUUUCUUGUCAGACUCUGCGGCAUCGUUGGAGGCAUUUUCUCUACCACAGGCAUGCUUCAUGGAAUUGUAGGCUUCUUGGUUGAUGUGCUGUGCUGUCGUUUCCAAAUUGGAGUUUACAAACAACAGGAGGAGGCUCCUCAGAACAACCAGGCAGAUAACGAACAUCUGAUUCCCACAGAAAAUCACGCUCACUGACCAGAGUCCCCACAGCUCAGCUCGGUUUUAUUCUUGUCCGCCGGCAGCCGACUGGCAGCUCGCUCCCUCCGUCCUGCCCCCACUUGGCAGCAACGGAAUAGCAACACAAACUCUGGGAAAGAAAAGAAGAUGUUUACAGGUCGCUUUGUUAUGAAAUCAGUCCCAUCUUCAUUCAAAAUUCUGUAAAUAUUUUUGACUUUUUUUUUUUUAAUGGGAUGUGGGUGAAAACCUCUCAGGCGUGACUGUUCAUCCAUCUGGGAAGCAUUGUGCUCAAGACCUUCACUGUGUUUCUGUGUCAGUAUCCCUGGCAAACUGCACCAGGAGUAAUCAGCAGCCUUUCUCAGGACGGCACUUGUAACACAAUUUCAUUUACACCGUCGUCAGUCUGAUCUUGUUAAAUAUGAUGGCACCUGGUGUUACAGAAAAACUGUGUGAAAACGCGUACACAGAUGUCAGAUUCUUUGCCUAAUGUGCCUGUGUGUGAGUAAUGACUGUUGCAAAUAUGAGGCUGAUUGGCUGAAUAAAAUACACCUUCAACUUAA
Molecule: messenger RNA, 2089 nt
Organism: Myripristis murdjan (pinecone soldierfish)
Lineage: Eukaryota; Metazoa; Chordata; Actinopteri; Holocentriformes; Holocentridae
Gene: ergic2
Product: ERGIC and golgi 2
Exons: 13
Coding region: 420-1547 (375 amino acids)
Biological process (GO): endoplasmic reticulum to Golgi vesicle-mediated transport; retrograde vesicle-mediated transport, Golgi to endoplasmic reticulum
Cellular component (GO): membrane; endoplasmic reticulum; COPII-coated ER to Golgi transport vesicle
Source: RefSeq, a predicted model, not a curated record